CUUUAAGCGUUUGCUAACCGCCAUUAAACAACAAAAUAAGAAGAAGACGAAGAAGAAGGAAAAAGGAAACUUUAGCUUCCUGAAUCCAACUGAAAAGGUACAGACAGGCAACUGUCCCGAUACCACGCCAGGAAAAAUAAAAGCUGUUUGCGCUGGUCAUGCUACCUGUCAACUGACUCACUCUUUAUGACAUGAUGGACGACACAGAAAUAGAGCCAAUGGACACGCCUUCGGGCAGCACUUCCCUUGGGGAUGCGGCGUCUGGUGGAGGGCAAAGUAUGCCGAAUGAAGAUGAAGAUGAAGAUGACGGGCUGUACUACAUCCCUGAGAGAAGACCUUCUCUGGACUUGGGGCCGACUCCGAUGGAUACAAGCCACUGGCAUUAUGUGGAACAGGCCAACUCACCAGUUCUGAGCUACAGCUCAAUGUCAAGUGAGGCGAACUCCGACAAAAUGGAUGAAGACAAUGCAUCUUCCACGAGGGUCCAGCUGGAGAGAACAGGCUCAUACUCUAGCUGCUAUUCUUUGGACAGUGACGACUGUGAAAAAAGAAUCCCCAAGGUUAAAAGCAAAGAUGAUGCCGUUGCAGAGCCUACUGACACACUUCAGUUAAUCGAAGACCCAAAUGUAAUUAGGCAUCCUUCCCUGACAGUGGGAUUUACUUUGAAGGCUAUUUGUAGUACCCUUGGGAAGCUGACAGAGGGGGACAUGAGGAGGUUCAAGAGGAUACUGUGGAAGCAUUUCCCGCAGGUGUUCAACACUCCUCCCCAAAGCAUGGACAUGUUGGACCUUGUGGAUCGGUUGCUCGAGUGUUACAGCCUAGAGCUUUCUUUGCAGUUGACCAAAAAACUUCUUGAGGAAAUGGGGAGAAAGAAGGUGGUUGAUUAUCUCGAGACUUUGUGCAUCCGAAAUGAGGUACGUUACGAUUUAAGUGAGACUCUGAAGAAGAGAUACGGGGAAGUGUGUGAGGAUUUGAACAAGCAGGGAGAGAAGAGGCCCCUUGAUGAUGUCUAUACCACUCUCUACAUAACAUCAACGAGUGAUAACGGCCCAAAUAUUGAGCAUGAGGUCAUGAAGAUAGAAAAGCAGGACAGCAACCGGGAACCAGGGAAACCGCUUUCUAUUAAAGAUAUCAUGAGCGAAGAAUGGCUGGAGGAAUCAAACGUAAAGUUUCUUUUGAUCACUGGAAUGGCAGGGUCAGGGAAGUCUAUGGCAAUCAGCAGGUUAAUCCUUGAUUGGAUUGAAGAGAAGUCUCACCAACAUGUGAAUUUUUUGUUUCCUUUGCCGUUCAGAGAACUCAAACAGUUUGAGGGUGUCAAGAUCUCCCUGUUGGAAAUAAUACAGACACUCUACCCAGAAACAAAAAAAUUGAGGGAUGAGGACUUUAGAUCUGAAGAUUGCAAAAUGUUGUUUGUCUUUGACGGCCUUGAUGAGUACAGCGGGAAGCUUGACUUUGAAAACACUGAGCUUCUCGGUGACCACACAGAUCCCACCACCCUUAACGUCAUCGUGGUCAACCUCCUCAGAGGGAGGCUACUGUACCGCGGAAUGUUUCUGGUCACUUCUCGGCCGCAGGUAAGGCGCUGCAUCCCUUGGGAUACACAUUAUGAUGAGAGAGACAUGCGUGGUUUCCGUGACGAUGAAAAGGACGAGUACUUUAAGAAGAGGUUUAAGAACCCAGAUGACGCAGCUCGAGUUAUCGCGUAUAUCAACUCUUUCAAAACCCUCCGCAUCAUGUGUCAUUUGCCCCUGUUUUGCUCACUAGUGGCAGAUGAGUACCAGCACAUAUUAACGAAACAGGGUCCACAGGCAGAGCUGCCCAAGAGCAUCACCUUCAUGUACACAAAACUGAUGCUGGCGCUCAUAGGGCCGUAUCGCGCAGAUAGAGCUCCAGUUCUUAGCCCAGAUAAAGAGAAGGACUUUCUCAUGAAACUUGGAAAGUUGGCCCUCACCAUGCUUGAACAAAACAAGUUCAAGAUCACCAGGUCUGACUGGAGAGAUGUUGGAAUCAGCGAUGAGGAAGCAGUUGUUAACAGCGGACUGUGCAUACAAUAUGUCACAAAGCCAUACGUCUUGUUUCAGGAGAAAGUCGUAAGCUUUAUCCAUCCCACCAUGCAGGAGUACCUCGCUGCCCUUUAUGUGUUUCUGUCCUUUAGAAACCAGGGGAAGAACAUUUUUGAGCAGCAGUUGAAAGAGAAGCUCUCACGGAUGUUCAAGGGGAACAAGGUGAUGGAGCUGUACAAGUGCGCUGUGGACAAAAGCCUCCUUUAUGAGGAUGGCAAACUGGACAUUUUCCUGCGUUUCCUGUUUGGGAUGGCACGUAACAUCAACCUGGAACUUCUCAAACCGUUCUGCACCUCCACUAUGAAGUGGCCAUCUGCCCUCGAAGAUGCUACCGCCCUCAUCAAGAAGAGGAUCAGAGAAAAUCAGUAUCCUCAAAGGAAUGACAACCUUAAGCACUGCUUGGAGGAGCUAGGUGUGGGAGCACGAGAAGUGGCAUCCCUUUGAAACAAUGAUCACUGUGCAAAGUCGUUUUGCUAAAAAAUAAGUUAUCAGGCUUCCACUUUAAAUCCAGUCACAGGAAAAAUGUAUGCACUAAUUAAGCCUUAGACCAUUUAACAGCCAAACAUACAAACAUAUCCUGAUGUACCAAGUAAGUGGUCCUCUUUUAAAUUUCAUUUAAAGAAAUGGGGAUGUUGUAGUUUUCAUGUGUUUGUGUGGAUUUACAGAAGCUUUGAGAUAUUAGGAGCCUUAUUUGGGGACUUUUUUUCUCCGUUUUUAUACGAUGCAUAUACAAUCAUACAUUUUUGAUUGACAUUAAUUACUGCUGUUGUUUCCAGCUGGUCUAUUGUUAUGCCUAACAUCACUUAAGUCUUAAAGUCUAAAUUCAUUGCACUAGUAACAAAAUAACACAUGUAAUAUGAUUAUUGCUGAAUGAUGGUGUAUUUGAAAAUAUGUCAAAAUUAUUAUUCUGCCCUUUUAACUGUUGUUAAUCAGAUAUUAUUAUUGUUUGUUGGUUGCUUUAAUGUUAUGGUAUCAUGUAACAUGGUAAUCAUGUAAAAGAGUUUCUGAAAAGCAUCUGCAGUCUAAUCCCCGUAGUUUACAUCACCGCCAUACAUUACCGCACGGAUAUACAGGAUAUGAAAACACUCAAUGAAAAUGAAUAACCUGUUUGAAAUAAAUGGUAUCAUCAGUAAUAGCAAUCUGCAGGGAAACAG
Messenger RNA from Thunnus maccoyii (southern bluefin tuna), 3217 nucleotides. It is a transcript of the gene nlrc3l1, whose product is annotated as NLR family, CARD domain containing 3-like 1. The coding region runs from base 192 to 2507 and encodes 771 amino acids. The record is from RefSeq and is a predicted model, not a curated record. Lineage: Eukaryota; Metazoa; Chordata; Actinopteri; Scombriformes; Scombridae. The transcript is spliced from 7 exons.